Messenger RNA from Porites lobata, 1322 nucleotides. The record is from the annotation of a GenBank genome assembly. NCBI's taxonomy places the organism in Eukaryota, Metazoa, Cnidaria, Anthozoa, Scleractinia, Poritidae.
GUUACCGUCAUGUCGCAUCAUGGCGGAAAAUCUUUUCAUGGGAACAGAAAAAGAGAAAACGAACCUCCGCAAAAAGAUAAAGUGGAAGAGGACGAAGAUGAAGAAGAAGAGGAAGAUCCGUUUGACAGCAGGAUACAAAAAUCAGGAUGUGCCGACCUUCAUUACGCAUUGUUGGUAAGCCAAGAGAAAAAUCGGCAUUCGGGAACUGCUCUGUAUACUCACCGAUACUCUGAUACUGUAAGCUGUAAGGCAUGAUAUGUGUGCUGCAAAAAGCACAGUUUACAGGUUUUGGAAAUUAGAGACGUAUGUUUUAGAAAAUCAUUCAUUUCCUGAAAAGAUAUUGUAGACAACGUUGGUCAAGAACCAGGACCGAGGUCGGGGAGGGGGUGAGGAUGGCUGGGGAGGAGAGGGAAGGGAGUGUAGUAUCUUCCCAAAAUACUUCUAGGGGUUAUGUGCCCUGCCAACAGGCCAGGGACGCGUUUCAAAAGUUUGCAAGGUAUGUCAGCGCUUAAUAAGUCUGUAAAAACCAGAAAAUAACACAGAAGUGGUAAAUCAGGACUCUGUCACGUGUUUUUAAACAUCCUAAAUAGUAAGCCUCGUUCCCAGGGUUCUCUCCUACCCGAACUUCGCAGGGAAAAAACGCAAACUUUCGAUUUCGACAAUAUCAAAAGCUUAUGCUUUGCUUAAAACAUUUCCAUCACAAGAAAGGAAGUUGAUUUGUUCAACUCUCCGCCAUGUUCAUACAACCUUCAGCCAUAAAAAAUGCUGAUUCUUUCGUUCCGAACUUGAUUCUAAAACGCAGUUAUUGAAUAUCUACUUUUAAUAGGACUGCUUUCAAGAAUAUAAAGACUGGAGGAAGUGCCAGGAUCAUGUAAAAGCCUUCAAGGAGUGCAUUGAUCAGCAAAACAAACAGAAAAAGUCAUAAUCAGAGACACAAGUUCAUCAACUGAGAAGAGCAACUGUUUGAACGUAUCUGGAUCUUGUCUGUCGGUGAACACACACUCUGCACGUGCAUCACACUUUUUAGUCCGUGAAUACAAGCUGCCGGCGCCAGGUAAACCGCGGUCCGAGCGCUUAAGCUCUAUCAGUGACGAAAGGAAAGCUCCCCAAACGCUCUUGAAUUAAGCAGGCUUGACUGUACAAGGGCAAAAGAUUUUUGACAGCAAACAAAGACAAACGGAACCCAAUCCUUUUCAGGGGAUUGCCAGUAAAUUUAUUCUUCUUUGAUCGAUAAGCAUCCAAUAGUUACAUCACUUACUUUUGGUAUUAAAUAGAGCGAAAUUGCAGUAUACCCCAAUAACUCUAUCUUUACUGCACACCUG